Messenger RNA from Opisthorchis viverrini, 420 nucleotides. RefSeq lists its product as hypothetical. Bases 1 to 420 code for a protein of 139 amino acids. NCBI's taxonomy places the organism in Eukaryota, Metazoa, Platyhelminthes, Trematoda, Opisthorchiida, Opisthorchiidae. The transcript is spliced from 6 exons. The record is from RefSeq and is a predicted model, not a curated record.
AUGCAGAAAGAGAUAAACGUGUUCAUUUUGCUUGGUUUGUUGCUUCCUGUCACAGAAUGUGACUGGUACGCGAAACUUCCCAACACCGAAGAGUUGUACUUUGAAUCCCAGUCGACGAAAAAAGACAUCAAGUUCUUUCAAGAAGAGCGGUUUGGACGGGACUUAAACAAGAAAACAACAGUGUGCUCGAAAAAGCUACUGGAUUUAAAGAAAACUUUCAUCCGCAUAAAGUUUCUUAGUCAGAGCACGGUUUUUCUGGCAAAUGUACAUGCGAAGUUGAACACCGGACAUUUGCUUAAAAACUGGAAAAAACCAGCACCUGUCCAUCUGGUCGGUUUUACGCAAAUGGGAACCUCAGUCAUUUGGCAGGUGUCCAGUAAGUUCGUCAGUCGCCCUGUUGACCUUCAUUUUCUGCAGUAG